Molecule: messenger RNA, 1175 nt
Organism: Helicoverpa zea (corn earworm)
Lineage: Eukaryota; Metazoa; Arthropoda; Insecta; Lepidoptera; Noctuidae
Product: protein phosphatase 1 regulatory subunit 14B
Exons: 6
Coding region: 259-714 (151 amino acids)
Biological process (GO): regulation of phosphorylation
Cellular component (GO): cytoplasm
Molecular function (GO): protein serine/threonine phosphatase inhibitor activity
Source: RefSeq, a predicted model, not a curated record
CCCCGCGCCGCAAUCUGUGUUCGUCCGCCGCCGCCGCGCACUCAGUCGAAGCGAGCGCGACUCCUCACGCGAUCGUGUACCGGUGCGUUGGCUCCCGCUAGUGGUGUUAGUCCGUGUGGUGUCAAAGCAAGCUGAGGCCGCUGCUGGUGGUAGCUGGUCGCUGUGCGAGGAGCUGUGAGCGGCGCCCGGGAGCACACGGGGGCAGUGACCGCGGGGGCGAUCUCGAACCGCAGCAGUGCGAGCGCGGCUGCGUGCGGCAUGGAGUGCGGCGUGGCGGCGGGCGGCUACUCCGCGCCCCCCGCGCACCCCGCGCUCUCGCCCACCGAGCGCUCGCCCGCCAAGUCGGGGCUGCACGUGAACUUCAGCGACAAGGGCGAGGUGAAGGAGCGGCGCGAGAAGUUCCUCACGGCUAAAUACGGCAGCCACCAGAUGGCGUUGAUCCGCAAGCGACUCGCUGUCGAGAUGUGGCUGUACGACGAGCUGCAGAAGCUCUACGACACGCCGAAAGAUAGCGGCGGAGGGAGCGGAGGGGGCGGCGCGACGGGCGCGGCGAGCUCGCAGGAGGUGGAGGUGGACAUCGACGAGCUGCUGGACAUGGACAGCGACGAGCUCCGCCGCAGACACCUCACGAUUUUACUAGCGGAUGCCAAAAAACCACAAAAAGAUGUACACAAAUUCAUAAACGACUUGCUAGAAAAAGCGAAAACCCUGUAGGUUAUGGAAGCAAAUCUCAAGGAUCGAACGUGAGGAGCGGGUCCGCAGGUGAGCCCCGUCUUCCUUUAGGUAUAAUUAAAGAAUAGUAGGUACUAAUCAUUAUGUCCUUAGCUUAGAAUACGUGUUGUGAGUAGGCAGGAGCGCGCCGCUCCGGGCAUACAUAUCACCGGCAUAUGUAUUACUGACGAACCAUUUCAUAAUGACGUAAACGACCAAAAUGUAGCUAGGUGUUGGUCUUAAGCAUAAGAUAUUCGGAUCAUUAUAUUUAUUGUCUGCGCGUAUGAGCACGUUUUUGGAAUCGCGCUUGCAACCAAAUGCGAAACUUGUACUAGCGUUGCUACGUUUAAAUAAAUAAGUUUGUUACAGUGUGAGCAUCUUUAAGGCGUUGCCUAGAUGAUCAAUUAAAUUAUUUCGCAAUAUUGCAAUAAAAAUAUUGUGCACUAAAAAUGUAGCUAAAAUCA